Molecule: messenger RNA, 285 nt
Organism: Sclerotinia sclerotiorum 1980 UF-70
Lineage: Eukaryota; Fungi; Ascomycota; Leotiomycetes; Helotiales; Sclerotiniaceae
Exons: 1
Coding region: 1-285 (94 amino acids)
Source: RefSeq, a predicted model, not a curated record
AUGUCUAGACAUAAUCUCAUCUUUACCUUCAUCAUCACCGUAGCCUCACUUAUCAUCCGUGUCGGACUCAUCUCUAUAUUCACAGCAAUCGUCACAACCGUCAUGGUGGCCAUGGUGCUUCUCCGAGAUAUCAUAUUAGGGGUCAGAAUCAUCCAACAGAUCCGGUUAUGCCUUCAGAUUCAACGUCUCCCAGUGCGAUUCACUCUUGAUAUUGGAAUCAAGCAGAUGCUCUUUUUUCCAGCGCUAGUGCCUUUCUCUGAAUUAUGUCCUGAGUGGCGAACCUAA